AUGGUCGGAAUUGGUCCUAAGCAGCCUCCGUCCCGCAAGGGCUCGAGGCACGAACUGCCGCAGAAUCUGCUGCAGCCCAUCAAGGAUUUCGAGGACCAGUUCACUGUGGACCGCGCGAAGCUCAAGCAGAUCGUAGCUCACUUUGUGAAGGAGCUGGAGAAGGGUCUGACCGUCGAGGGCGGCAACAUUCCCAUGAAUGUUACCUGGGUUAUGGGCUUCCCCGACGGCGAGGAGCAGGGUACCUUCCUGGCCCUCGACAUGGGCGGCACCAACCUGCGUGUUUGCGAGAUUACUUUGACCGACCAGAAGGGUGCCUUCGAUAUCACCCAGUCUAAAUACAGGAUGCCCGAGGAGUUGAAGACUGGUACCGCCGAGGAGCUCUGGGAAUACAUUGCGGAUUGUCUGCAACAAUUCAUCGAGUUCCACCACGAGAACGAGAACCUGGCCAAGAUGCCUCUGGGCUUCACCUUCUCCUAUCCCGCCACUCAAGAAUACAUUGACCACGGUAUUCUGCAACGCUGGACCAAGGGUUUCGAUAUUGAUGGUGUCGAGGGCCAGGACGUCGUUCCUCCUCUCGAGGCCAUCCUCAAGAAGCGGGGUCUGCCUAUUAAAGUUGCUGCCCUGAUUAACGACACUACCGGUACCCUUAUUGCCUCUUCCUACACCGACUCGGAGAUGAAGAUUGGUUGCAUCUUCGGCACCGGUGUGAACGCCGCCUACAUGGAAAAUGCAGGCUCCGUGCCCAAGAUUGCGCACAUGAACCUCCCCCCGACACUCCCAUCGCCAUCAACUGCGAGUACGCGCGUCGUCCUCCCCCUCACCAAGUACGACGAGAUCAUUGACCGUGACUCACCUCGUCCCGGCCAGCAGGCUUUCGAAAAGAUGACCGCCGGUCUGUACCUGGGCGAGAUCUUCCGUCUGGCCCUCCUGGACAUCAUCGAUAACAAGCCCAACCUCAUCUUCAACGGCCAGGACGUUUCCAAGCUCCGCAAGCCCUACCUGCUGGAUGCUUCCUUCCUCGCCGCUAUCGAAGAGGAUCCCUAUGAGAACCUCUCCGAGACCGUCGAGCUCUUCGAGCGCCAGCUUAACAUUCGCCCCACCCAGCCCGAGCUGGAGAUGGUCCGCCGUCUGGCCGAGCUGAUCGGCACCCGCGCCGCUCGCCUGUCCGCCUGCGGUGUCGCCGCAAUCUGCACCAAGAAGAACAUCCAGUCCUGCCACGUCGGCGCUGACGGAUCCGUCUUCACCAAGUACCCUCACUUCAAGGCCCGCGGUGCUCUGGCCCUCCGCGAGAUCCUGGACUGGGCUCCCACCGAGAAGGACAAGGUCUCCAUCCUGGCCGCUGAGGACGGUUCAGGUGUCGGUGCCGCAUUGAUUGCGGCUUUGACUCUGAAGCGCGUCAAGGAGGGUAACAUGGCUGGUAUCCGUAACAUGGAUGACAUGAAGACCCUCCUGUGA
This is a messenger RNA of Penicillium cataractarum, 1455 nucleotides long. Its product is annotated as putative hexokinase Kxk. The transcript has 6 exons. The coding region runs from base 1 to 1455 and encodes 484 amino acids. Gene Ontology annotation, biological process: intracellular glucose homeostasis; glucose 6-phosphate metabolic process; glycolytic process. Gene Ontology annotation, cellular component: mitochondrion; cytosol. NCBI's taxonomy places the organism in Eukaryota, Fungi, Ascomycota, Eurotiomycetes, Eurotiales, Aspergillaceae. The record is from RefSeq and is a predicted model, not a curated record. Gene Ontology annotation, molecular function: ATP binding; fructokinase activity; mannokinase activity.